AGGGUGAUUCCUACUUCAGGAAGGAUUGUUUGCCCCUCUGACUAUAAAAAUUUGAAGUUGCUGACACUGUGGCUGCAGUUUACUCACGUGAUACCAACCAAACACUAGUAUUUGGAGAAACACUUUGAUAGGUACAGUUCCUCACCCAGGAUGCCUUUCAAAGCUGGAUUAGAACUGACUGAAUUGCAGAAUAUGACUGUGCCUGAAGAUGAUAACAUCAGCAAUGAUUCAAAUGAUUUCACAGAGGUGGAAAAUGGCCAGAUAAAUAGCAAGUUUAUUUCGGAUCGAGAAAGCAGACGAAGUCUCACAAACAGCCACCUGGAGAAGAAAAAAUGCGAUGAAUAUAUCCCAGGAACUACUUCACUGGGGAUGUCCGUCUUCAACCUCAGCAAUGCAAUCAUGGGCAGUGGUAUUUUGGGUCUCGCUUUUGCCUUGGCCAACACAGGAAUUCUCCUUUUUCUGCUGCUUUUGGUUUCAGUGACGCUGCUGUCUAUUUAUUCAAUAUAUCUCCUGUUGGUGUGUUCAAAAGAAACAGGCUGCAUGGUGUAUGAAAAGCUGGGUGAGCAGGUCUUUGGUACCCCAGGGAAAAUGAUUGUCUUUGGAUCUACAUCUCUCCAGAACGUCGGAGCAAUGUUGAGCUAUCUCUUCAUAGUCAAAAAUGAGCUGCCUUCUGCCAUAAAGUUUCUAAUGGGAAAAGAAGAAUCUUUUUCGGCAUGGUAUGUGGAUGGGCGGAUUCUUGUUGUCACAGUGACGUUUGGUAUAAUCCUCCCUUUAUGUCUCCUUAAGAACUUAGGGUAUCUUGGCUAUACCAGUGGAUUUUCAUUAAGCUGCAUGGUAUUCUUCCUGGUAGUGGUUAUUUACAAGAAGUUUCAAAUUCCCUGUGGUGGAUCGGAGCUAAAUGCAACAUCAUCUAUUCUGUCAAAUAGCUCAGCACAUGAACAUAUGUGUAAGCCAAAGUAUGUUAUCUUUAAUUCCAAGACUGUGUACGCUCUGCCCACCAUUGCUUUUGCAUUUGUGUGCCAUCCAUCAGUCCUCCCGAUUUACAGCGAACUUAAAGACCGUUCACAGAAAAAAAUGCAGUUGGUUUCAAAUAUCUCAUUUUUUGCCAUGUUUGUGAUGUACUUUAUGACUGCCAUAUUUGGGUAUUUGACUUUCUACGACAAUGUGCAGUCAGAUCUUCUUCACAAGUACCAGAGCAAAGAUGACAUCCUCAUCCUGACCGUGCGCUUGGCUGUGAUUGUUGCGGUGAUACUCACGGUGCCGGUGCUGUUUUUCACUGUGCGUUCAUCAUUAUUUGAGCUGGCUAGAAAAACAAAAUUUGACUUAUGCCGUCAUGUUUUGGUUACUUUUGUUCUUUUGGUUAUCAUCAACCUGUUAGUCAUUUUUAUCCCAACCAUGAAGGAUAUUUUCGGAGUCGUAGGUGUCACUUCUGCCAAUAUGCUGAUUUUCAUUCUUCCUUCAUCGUUGUAUUUAAAAAUCACACAGCAGGAUGGAUCAAAGUUGACUCAGAGGAUUUGGGCUUCUCUUUUCUUGGCAUUGGGGAUAAUGUUUUCCUUAGUGAGCAUUCCCUUGGUCAUCUAUGACUGGGUACAAUCAGGAGGCAGUGCUGAAGGCCACUGAAGUUCACCUCCUUCUGAAGACACCCCUGUUUGCUACACACCAAAAUCACAACCAUCUGUUCUCUUAUCUAUUCCAUCUUUUGUGAGUUUACUCAAAUCAAAUCCAAAUAAUGAUUAUCCAGUACUGAAAAUACUGUUAUGGGUGUAUUUUCUUGCAGAAAACAGACCCAUUUUUCUAACAGGCAUAUCACUCUGCCCCCAGUACUGAGUUAUCAGAUCAGCACUAAGUCUGUGUUAAUUGUCUGUGAGACUAUCUAGAAUGUUGUUCAUAGAAAUUCAUCACAAUUAAUUUGUUUCCCCUCUUCCACCCAUGAAUUACAUUGUUCUGUUAUUAUCCUUAGCCCUUCAACCAUAAGCUCCGCUCCUUUAGGGCAGCAGCGCCUGUUGUUAUCAAUACCAACUCGAGAGAUGUCAGUUCACACCCUUCCCCACCCCUGUCUUUUAGCCAAAACUCUGCUCUCCAAUUGUACACAUCUGGUUUGGUUUUUGUUCUGUUGCUGUUUUGUGCACCAUUUCCUCACUGGGUUAAGCGUACCACUCUGGAUACAGUCACAAAAGGCACCAUGAACAUAAAUGAGUGUUGUAUAAGCGUAGGUCCUAAAUCUGGUACUUCUCUGUAGUGUUCUGGUGGAUGAGUUAGUUUUAGGGCUUGGCCUUUUUGUGGCUUCGGGUGUAGACCCAUGUGUGUGUGUGUGUGUGUGUCUUUGUGAAGAGGUGCAGGGGGAGGACAGCCUCCACCAUCAGCCACCGUUCCCCUGGCACACUUCAGCUGGACCCUGACCAGAACUGGAUCCCAGACCACGAGUACUUGAGUCUGAAGAGCUGCAGACGCUUGGAGAUUUCCAUAGGAAGUCUGCAUUUUCUUCAGCAUUAAACUGUUUACUUAUGCCCCACUUCUCUCAGAAAAAAAAAAAACAAAAACAAGCUCCAGUUUGAUUAAAACCUAGACAUAUAAUAAUCCCUCAUGUCUUUUCCAUUCUGGGAUUCAUUUGUACAUACCUUCUAGAGGCUGGCUCCUUUCUUGCAUCUUACGCUCCUCCCACUGAAGUCAGCGGGUUUUGGCAGCAGAAGAAGCAGGAUUCGACUCACCCUGCCAAACUACUGGAUUUCUAAUGGAAAUUGAAAUCUGUAACAUUUCUUUAAACAGAAACACUUUUUAUAUUUAAAAUGUUUCAUUUACAUUUCUCAUCCAUUCUCCAUAAAAGACAUCUAAUUACUACUAGCAGAAACACUGUAACUUGCACCUGUUGUCCACAAAAUAAGCAUUUGCCUAUUGCCUUAUAGCUGGUGAGAACUACUUGUAGAGACUCAAAACGCUAAGCAGGUGAUUGCUAAUCAUCCUGAGCAGACAUCUUCUAUUAGUGCACUGCCAGCAGCAUAAACAUGUUCACUUUGUGUCAUUCACUCAAAAGUGUCUCAGACCUGGCUCCCAUUGAAAGAACCAAUGGCUAAAGGGAGGCCCGCAUCACACCCAAGGGUUGAGUGAUGCCCUCGGUACGCUCGAGCCAUUCCUGUCAGUAUGCAGUGACCCUCUUGUUCCCAGUAGCUGGUUCAUUUCUGACUCCCAUUGUAACUGUGGAAGGAGACUGUCAUCAGCUGUGUGGAACCUGUCAUUGCAGCUUGCUCUUUUUAAGGUUAGGGUUGUAGAAUUCAGAACUUGAGAUUUCUGUGAGCUGUUGAAUAGCCUCAAUUGCCAUUGCCUUGUCCUGCAUGGCUUGAAGUCACUGAGAGUUGAGACCACAGAGCACUUCUCAGGACCUUGAAAGUUGGUUUCUACAGGUAACAUCCAGAGAGGUUAAUUUGGGGCCUUCCUUGGAAUUUGGGCAUCAAGAUGCAGUGUUCAUGCUGCAGAAAGUAAGCCUGUUAAACCCAGACUUCUAGAUCUGUACCUCAGCCUAGGCAGUAAGGUACCCAGCUCUGCUCAUACUCCACCAGGAUCCAGAAAUAAGGCAGAGUGGACACCGCAGGCUGCCCAAGUCCUUGGAGUAGCCCAGCAGCAAGAAUGAAAUUGGAAGGCUCCUCACUCUGGGCAAGGUGACCUGCUAGACUCCAGUGCAGGGUUUCCUUACUGUCUUUUUCCUGGCCCCUCAGACCUUCACUCACAGGCUCCGAGCAAGGUCUCCGGUGUGGUGUCCUGCCCCCCAAGCACCCCUCAGCCCAGUAUUUAAGGCACGAACUGCUGAGCUACCCAGGACCCCUGGGCUAAGGUCAUGUGUGCUCUCCUGCAACUUGUCUCAAACCUUUGCUGCAGUGGUGUAGGUCACCAGUUCUCUGCGCUGUCUCUUUACAAGACUGAUCCCUGCCUCUAUUCACAGAGAAGUCCAUACCAUAACUUACAAGCCCGGGUGUUGGUCAGGCUCUGAAGAGAAGAACCUAUGCUUGGUUCCUAUCUCCUCACAGCACAUUCCAGGCAUCUUCCCAGCUCGGGAUGUAAGUUUGUGGCACCUCUUUUGCAGGCACCCAACCCUCCUGCAGCACUGCAGCAGGAGCCCAGCAUAUCAUUCCAUUCUCUGACUCAGCUUGAUGGGGUCACAUUUUCAGGUGCCUUAUAAUCUCUCUGGAUCUUAUUCUAAAAAAACCUAACUCACACCUGAGAACACUGUAGUGUUAUCCUCAGGAUGCUCCAGGGCUCUCCUGCUUUCCUUCCUCCUUUAUCCUUCUACUACUGAUUUGUGAGCAGUGCAGCUCUGUGCAUUGUGAGGUUGUGAGAGAGGAGAUCCUGUGAGCAACUUUCAAGGGACAAAGUAUGAGCUAGAGGUCUGAUCUGCUGCACAGGGUCUCAGCAAGGUCACAACUGCGACACCUCCCUCCCCAACCUGCGCCACCCCCACCCCUGCCCCCAUAGUCUGCAGUCUCAUGUUUGAAAUACCAACCACUGAGUUUUGGCACCCAGCUUCCUUCGACUUGAAGGGCUGUUGAAUGACUGAUUGCUCCUUGCAUCUUCCCAGAUAUCUUCCAUUACUACCCAUCUGACUCCUCUUUGCUAUUCUGCUUUCUUUUUCCCAAUUUAUUUGUAUUCUGGAGUUUUACUGGAUAAAUAGGGAGAAGAAUGAGCUGGGUGUGUGCAUAGAGUGAAGUUACCCAAUGUAGUGGACCAUCAAAGCAUAUCUUAGAUACUAAAAAAUAGAUACCCAAAAUACUGAGUCUUUAAACAGACUUUAUUUCUGGGUCUCUGAAAAAAAAAGAGGGAAUUUUGCUUAGACUGAUUUACUGGCAUCAUAUUUAUAGAUAUUUAUGGAAAGGAAUCAUGUGUUUAUUGAUGUCUGUGGUAAUGAACGUGAAAUAACGUGCUUUUUGUUUUCUCAUCAGGUUUAUACAUUCUUAACAGAAUGCAAUAGACCCUGCUGUAACUGUCAACAUCAGUGAUGGAUGACAAUAUUUGUAUGAGGUUAUCUGUAAAAUGUACUGCUGUUAUUCAGUUCAUUUGGAAUAGUGAACUUGUAGCCAACAAUGUACGAGUCCCACAUUGUAGCUAGGAUUUUAAGAGCACAGUGAAAUGCUGUAGGAGUUUCUCUGUUGUUAAAUUAAUAGGAUCCAGAGUACCGUAUCUACUUAGUAGGUGGUAGCAUGCUUUCUUUUCAUAGAGAGUUUUAUCACUAUUGUGAGCACUGCAAAUGUCAGACUGGAUGCAAAAUUGCUCCUAAUAACUACAACAAAAUACUUUAAAAUUCUUAUUUGCAUAAUAGCAACAAUAGAUUGGUGAGGGACAAGGAAGGACUAAUUAGAAGCAGGACCUCCUAAUAAGAUUGUAGGAGUUAAUCCUACACUUAAAAGACAACCUUGCUGCCUCUCCUAGUCCACAGCAUAUUGCAAAGAAAAUAGUCAUGAGCUUAAAGUACUCUUACAGUUGCAGAAUACAGCUGCCCUUCUCUGUCCAAUGGCAAACACGCCUAGUAAGUAAAACACAGUGAAUUCUUAUUUGGGAACAGUAUCUCAGGAGCAGUGACCUCUCUGGGUGACGCUUGCUCCUGGUCAGAGGGCCAAUGCCAAAUCCGUGACCGGUGCAGACACUUUGUAGGGCUGACAGGGACUGAGCAGUGCCUGGCCCAUGUGCAAGCCCAGGGCAUAAUGGCCAGUCUCAUCCUGCGAGGUCAGGGGAUGGGCAUCCCCAUCUGCUCCCGAGGGCUGCUUUCCUGAGCCACAUACUGACCCAUAGCUUGUGCUCCACUUGCAAUAGGUCCCACAUGCAAAUGCAGGUUGGGUAAUAAAUGGGUUGUCUGUACAUCUGCCUUACAAUGAAUAAGCACCACAGCUCUCUGAUAGUAACAAUGGUAUCUCUAGCUUAUCUUUAAAUAAAUACAUUUCUUUGCUUGAACCUUACAUUAAGGCUAAAGAGCAUCUUGGUCAAAAUAAAACUUUCCAUGUGGUGGUGUCCUACCGUCCUCCUCCAGUGCCUGUAGGAGAAAGGCACAGCAGAAUGUACUCAGCUCCAUCAGCAGCUCCACAAGAUGGCUUUAUUGACUGGCACCAGGGUGCUCUCUUAAACAAUUCCCCAGAGCCCUUGAUGUCAGGAAAAUGCUUAGUUCCUAUAAUUUACACAAAGAAUGUUUUAUUUGUAUCUAAUAUAACGAUUUCUGUAACAAACUGUGAAAAAAAAAAAAAAACAAAAAAAAGAGAAUGAAUUAAUAAAAAGUACAGGGCUGGAAAGGUCUAGAAUUCACAAAUUGUACACAUGCCUAUGUUUCUGAAGACAAAUCUAUGCAGUUGUGUUGUAUUGUAGGAAAUUUCAUUUUUAUGUACAUAUAUAUAUUGUAAAUAAAUAGGAUGCUGUAUAUUUUUGCAGUUGUUUAUCCCCUAUGAUAUAGAAGUGUUAGAUAGGCUCUGCAUAUUAAGAAUAAUUUUAAUAGAAAUACAAAUACUUUAGCUUCUGACUUAGCAAAAUGUAUAUCCUUCCCUUUCUCCCAAGAGUUCACAAGUUUAAUCCUAAACUUGAAAUUAUAAGUACAUUGCUAAUGUAACAA
Athene cunicularia (burrowing owl) is the source of this 6580-nucleotide messenger RNA. RefSeq names its product solute carrier family 38 member 1 (gene SLC38A1). Gene Ontology annotation, biological process: L-glutamine transport; amino acid transmembrane transport. The transcript is spliced from 16 exons. Gene Ontology annotation, molecular function: L-glutamine transmembrane transporter activity. The record is from RefSeq and is a predicted model, not a curated record. NCBI's taxonomy places the organism in Eukaryota, Metazoa, Chordata, Aves, Strigiformes, Strigidae. The coding region runs from base 151 to 1620 and encodes 489 amino acids.